AAAAUCGACUGUGUGGACAUGGCUUAACAGUACAUACAUGACUUAUGGAACAGUAGUUACCUCUGAUCAUUAUAAAACAGAACAGCCGCUAAGCUCCAACCAGUCACCAUGACUAUACGAACGUGUAUAGCUGUAUUAAUCACUGUCAUUAAACUGUGCAUCUGUGACGACCGCUAUGGUGACCUAAAGCAGAAUGAGGCCAUGUGCGCGCGAUUUGGAAUGAAUGCACUGUUCGACCCUGAAAUGGUGAUCAAGACAAAAUGGCGGAUAUACUAUACCUGGAAUUUGAGAUUGUCCUUUGGGUGCCUUGAUAUGACGUUCAAAACUGUUAAUCCAUUGAUCAUCAACCGCUUCUACUCUGACAUGAACAAGCAUCUGGAGACGCAGCCAGUGUGGGAGGCGGCUACUCUGCUGGUGACCAUGGGCUACUUCAACCAUCAGAUGCUGCUUUUCGCCGAGCCUGGGCCCGCCGGCAAAUUUAUCGGCAUACCGAACAUAUCACAACGAGCUAUCGAUAUGCUGCCGCACCCAGCCAGCGUGCCGCUCCUCAAGUUCCAGCUGAAGCUGAUCCGCGACGGCAAGUUCCUGAUCAUGAUGGACUGCCACAUCGGAGCCGUGUCACUCUCGGCUCGGUACAGCGGGAAGCCGCCCACCGAGGAGGAGCUGGCCGAGGCUGUGGCUGAAGCUGGCCUGGGCGAGGGCUUCUCGGCUUGCAUGAAGGGAAAGAAACCUAUAAAGUUUUAGGAUAACGUUGACAUCAUUGAUAAAUAAAGUACUGAGUCUAAUACGGCUUAC
Messenger RNA from Cydia amplana, 795 nucleotides. RefSeq lists its product as uncharacterized. Bases 109 to 744 code for a protein of 211 amino acids. The transcript is spliced from 3 exons. Lineage: Eukaryota; Metazoa; Arthropoda; Insecta; Lepidoptera; Tortricidae. The record is from RefSeq and is a predicted model, not a curated record.